CUAAGCACCUUCACCAUUACCAUUCUCUCUUCUGUUUUUUUAUCAAUGUCAAACUCUGAAUCUGAAGUUUUUUCAUCUCCGUCUUCUGACUCGGUUGCCGAGUCAUCUCCGGUUAAGGUUCAACUGGUUUCUAAAUCCGUAUCGGACCGCCUUCUAGGCAAGUUCUUCGAUGUGUCGGAGUUCAACUUUGAUUACUCCAAGAGUGGGAUUUGGUCUCCCCCUGUUCAAAGAAGUGUCUUUAUGAGUUCACCUGGGAGAAUAUUCAAUGAACAAGAUAUGCUGGAAAGGCUCAAAGUUGUCAUGGAAAGACGUCGUGGUAGUAGAAGAUUCAAUGCUUGUUUCAACGUAUGAUCACUAUAUCAUUCGUUUCGAGA
Hibiscus syriacus is the source of this 374-nucleotide messenger RNA. RefSeq lists its product as uncharacterized. NCBI's taxonomy places the organism in Eukaryota, Viridiplantae, Streptophyta, Magnoliopsida, Malvales, Malvaceae. The transcript has a single exon. Bases 46 to 351 code for a protein of 101 amino acids. The record is from RefSeq and is a predicted model, not a curated record.